AUGCACUCGCAUUCAAGGCAAGCUUCGCUAUCUUCGACCAUGUCGAUCACCAAUAACCAUCCCCAGAAAAUCGGACCUUGGCGUUUGGGUAAAACAUUGGGUAGCGGGUCAACUGGCCGUGUGCUUUUGGCAACAAACGUCAAUACCGGUCAAAAGGCUGCUGUGAAGGUGGUUUCGAAAUCUGCAUUAAUGGAAGAAGAAGGUGCUUCCCCCAACCCUCAAAGUGCUAAUGGGUUACCGUAUGGUAUCGAAAGAGAAAUCAUCAUUAUGAAGUUACUUAACCACCCUAAUGUUUUACGUUUAUAUGAUGUAUGGGAAACCUCCAAGGCUCUUUACUUGGUAUUAGAGUUUGUUGAAGGUGGUGAAUUGUUUGACUUAUUGGUCGAAAGAGGUCCUCUUCAAGAACAGGAAGCAAUCAAAUACUUUAGACAAAUUGUGCUUGGAACAGCUUAUUGUCAUGCCUUAGGUAUAUGUCAUAGAGAUUUAAAACCAGAGAAUUUACUCUUGGAUGCAAGCUUAAACGUUAAAUUGGCUGAUUUCGGAAUGGCCGCUCUUGAAUCUAAUGGUAAGCUUUUAGAAACUUCUUGUGGGUCUCCCCAUUAUGCUGCUCCAGAAAUUGUAUCUGGAUUGAAAUAUCAUGGUGCUGCCUCAGAUGUAUGGUCUUGUGGUGUAAUUUUGUUUGCCUUGCUUACUGGAAGAUUACCAUUUGAUGAUGAAAAUAUUAGAAAUUUAUUACUUAAGGUUCAAGCAGGCUCUUUUGAAAUGCCUACUGAAAUUUCAAAAGAUGCUCAAGAUUUGAUCUUUCAAAUGUUGGCUGUGGAUCCAUUAACAAGAAUCACCACCAACGAUAUUUUACAACAUCCUCUUUUGUUGAAGUACCCCAUUCCUAAUGAAGAUUUGAUUUCAGUGAAAUCUUUGCCUCAUCCUGAAACUGCCUCAAAAUCAUUGGGUUCCAUAAAGAAUAUUGACAAACAGAUCUUGGGCAAUUUAUCAAUUUUAUGGAAUGAUAGACCUCAAAAGGAAAUUGUGGAUUGUCUUUUGAAACCAGGAACAAAUGCAGAAAAGACUUUCUAUGCCUUGUUGUUACGUUAUUCUCAUAAUCAAGAAGCGUUGGACGAUGCAGCUGCUGCAGCUGCUCAACAUAACAUCAAGAAUGGACCUAGUAGAUCAAGUAGCUUUCACACAAGUCCAAGUAAAUCAGCCAAAAAGAAAGCUCCUAAAACUAUUCCUGUUUCAAGACCUACCUCGUUCCAAUAUUCUGCCAGCAAAGCAAGUAGUGGGAAUGUUAAGUACAACAGAAUGUCUGCUAACAUAAGCAGUAGUACAUCCUUUAGUACUAACUCUUCACCUACAAAGAGACCAUCAAGAGUUGCUUCAAAGAGAAACUCCCAAAUUCGGACUAAUAAUCUGUAUUCUCCAUACAGAUCUCCUCAUAGAUCUCCAAGAAGAUCACCUUUCAAAUCACCAAAUGGGAGAAGAAGCUUUAUUCCCGAAGACAUCAAUAAUCCAAUUCCCAGAAACCUUUAUAAUGAGAUAGUUCAGGCUCAAAGGAACAACCAAGCUGCUUCAACAAGCCAAACACAGAAACCUCAACAGAAUGGCAAUAUGGUUGGUAUGAAUAGUGCAGCUCUCAUGGGUGCGGCCAUAAGUAAUCAUCAGGCCCAAACUAUGCAACCUCAAAGUCAAAGCCAAAAUCACAACCACUCAUACUUGCAGCUGAUAGAACAACCCUUCAACUCUUUGGAUGAUCAAAUACCAUUAAUGGAGGGAGCUUCGAUUACCACUAGUGUAAGUGGUAAGAGAAAUUCUGUUAUUAGAAAGUCAAUGUCACGUAUGUCACGUAAGUCAUUGAGAAAUAGCGUGGUUGGUUUGAAGCGUAAUUCAAUUACGAUGAAGGUUUUAGCUACAUAUGCUAAAUUCCUGGGAGAAACCGAUUGGGAAUACAUGGACAAACAAACUAAGAGAACUUCUGCUACAUUUGCAACCUUAUGUGAUAAGAUUUUCAACCAAGAGGAAUAUAAUAGAGAAGAUGAACAGUUGAUGGACGAAGAUGAAAAAGAAGCUCGUGAGUAUGAGAAGUUAAUGGAAAUUGAACGGAAGAAGCAUGAAGCUGAGUUGAAGGCCAGAAGAGAAUUAAAGAAGCUUAAGACCAGACAAAAGCGAAAGUCAUUGUUAAGUUCCCGUAAAUUAUCUAUCAUGGUGAAGGAAUCUCAAAAUAGUGAUAUUGAAGAAGAGAAUGAAGAUGUAUCAAACGACAAUAUCACCACUACUAUUGAACAACCAAAACGAUUGAGCUUGGCUAAGCAAAAUGAUAGAGCCCUUUCUACUGGUGUUGUUGAAGAACCUAAUGGUGAUAGUCUUACGAGAGAUGAAAUCGAAGGGUUCAAGCGAAGAUCUGUUACGGCACCCAAUCCUCAAAGAAGAUCUACGCCAACUUUAACUCGAAGACCAGUUUCAAGAUUAGAUCCCUUAUGGACUGCUUUUGAAAAUGAAAAGAUUGAAAAAGAACGAUUGGAAAAGGCUGAAAAGGAGAAACUUGAAGUCAGAAGAAGACGUCAAGAAGCACAACGUGAGUCUCAAUUACAAAAGUCUAAGAAGAACAGGGAAUCCAUGAUUUCAGUUAUGGUUGAAGAUGAUAUGCUUAAUGAAGCUCGUGCAGCUGCCUUAGGAAUUGAUUCUGAUGAUGAAGAUCGAAUCUCUCGUGAUAGUUACUACAAUGGGAAAUAUGAAUUGCCAGAACCAAAAGUUGAAAACUUGAAUUUAAGUGAAGAGUAUAUGUCUGAAAUCAGAAAAUCUCGAUUGUUGAACUCCAAAUUGAAUUUAAGCUCUGAGCUUGAACGUGAUGGAACUACGAAAAGAGUUUCAGCAUCUUCAAGACGUAGAAAGUCAUCUCAAGUUGAUAACAACAUUCCAGUACCUAGAAGAAAUCCUCCAUCGAAACCAAAAGAAGAUCAAGGUCGCAACACACUCAUUAGUGGUGUUGAAAUUCCAACGGUCACCAGAAAGUCAAAGUAUUUCACCAACUCUAACAAGAGAUUGUCUGUUCUUACUAUGUAUUCUACCAAAGAGUCAUUCCGUGAUUUGCAUUCAAUAAUCAACGAACAUACACCUGGAAGUGAUGAAGAAGGUGGCUAUGAUGACAGUAACAAGGUACCAAAUAAUUUGAGAACAAGUUACGCUGAUAGAUUAGACAAAUUUGCUCAUGAUGAAGGUGAUUACAAUGAUGAGGACGGCGAUGGUAUUGAAGAGAUCCUGUUGUUUGAUAACGAAGCUAGAUUCUCAACUUAUUCUCAAUAUGAUAAGAGAAGACUUUCAAGAAUGUCGGCCGCUUCUAAUUCCACCACACGUAAAUACUCCAGAAGACCAAUCUCCAAGUUACCUGAUCUUCCUUCUUCUGCAAAUAAGAGUCUAGCAGAGGAACCUGGUGAAGAUUUUGAUGCGGACGAUACCUUUGUUACCAUUGGUGAUAAGCCAACCAGACAACAAGGAAAGCACGAAACAGAUGUACAGGAAGAUGAAGCAUUCUAUGAGCUGAUUAAGUUGCCUGAUCAAAAUGGAACUAGAUUGAAAGAAAAUGGAAAAUCAUCAUCUAAACCAGAUAGAAUAAAGUCCAUGUUACCCACAGCCAAUUUAUUGUUGAUUCCAAAUGGUGAAACUAUUGAACAAGAACUUAAAUACGACAAGACAAGAACCAAGAAUGAUCCUAAGGUUAAAUCACCUUUACGUGAUACUACUAAUGUUGCCAAUUCUUCCACCACCAAUCAACAGCAACCAUCUAAACAAUACACCUACACAUCAUCUGAUGUUGAUGAUCAAGGGAAGAAGAGAAAGCAAUCGUUCUUUAGAAAGUUUUCCUGGGCCAGCAGAAAGACCAGUGAUGAAAACCACCAAGGCACUACUACAGCUGGAGGAUCAUCACGGGUUGUUUCUGAAGAAGACAGACCCAAGGGAUCUUCAUUUUUGAGAUGGUUCAGUGGCUCUCAUAAUGGAGCAUCACCUGAUGAAGUGAAGCGGUUCAAGACCAUAUUGCCUAAGGAUGAAAUGGGCACUGCUUUAUAUUCAUUAUUGAAGAGUUGGUCCAACUUUGGGUUAAAGGAUUUGAGACUUGAUAAGAUUGGAUACAACAUCACAGGGGCUAUUUCUAGUAAUAAUGCUUUUGAAUUGAAGAGUUGUAAGUUCCGGAUCAAGAUCAAUGCUCGUGAGAUGAACCAACGGUCGGAGAUUGUAUGUGCCAGAGUUAAAGGUUCAAAGAAGACUACUGAUACCUUGUUUGCUGAAAUUGAGAAGGUGCUACGGAAAGAAGGUGUUUUGGAUGGAAUGUGA
Lizanozyma spartinae is the source of this 4323-nucleotide messenger RNA. RefSeq names its product protein kinase (gene GIN4). The coding region runs from base 1 to 4323 and encodes 1440 amino acids. Gene Ontology annotation, cellular component: cytoplasm. NCBI's taxonomy places the organism in Eukaryota, Fungi, Ascomycota, Pichiomycetes, Serinales, Debaryomycetaceae. The record is from RefSeq and is a predicted model, not a curated record. The transcript has a single exon. Gene Ontology annotation, biological process: protein phosphorylation; intracellular signal transduction; microtubule cytoskeleton organization. Gene Ontology annotation, molecular function: tau-protein kinase activity; ATP binding; protein serine/threonine kinase activity.